Molecule: messenger RNA, 2534 nt
Organism: Linum trigynum
Lineage: Eukaryota; Viridiplantae; Streptophyta; Magnoliopsida; Malpighiales; Linaceae
Source: the annotation of a GenBank genome assembly
AGUAAAAAAAAAAAAAAAAGCCUAUUCAAUACCUACGUUUGAUUUUAGCUUUUCACGUUAUUGGAUCCCGUGUGUCACCCCGCAAAAAUCGAGCCAUGUGUCUAGCAGAAAUUCGACAUAACAAAAUAGGAAGGAGAAAACAAGACAUAAUGUGAUUAUGAAACGCACUCGCUACCGCUUUAGAGAAUUUCUUUAUGUUUGUGGAGACAUGUCUAAUUUUUUUAAUUCUAAUUGUCUAGAAUGAAGUUGAUAUUAUCGAGUGGAGAGUGAAGGAUCUUAAUUGACAAGGAGGAAGAAGCUUUCAAUUUAUCAUGUUUAUGAAUAAUUUGUGAUUUGCUUCGAUUUCUUGAGUUUUCUAGAUUGGCGUUGAACCAUUUGUAUGGUUAAUUUGUGAUUUGCUUGAAUUUUCUAGAAUGGUGUUUUAUAUAUGAUAAUUUGUAUAUUGAGAUAUUGAUAUUUGACUUUUAUUUGAUAGGAACUUGUUAUUGUAAAUUUUUACGACAAAAACCUAUGGGUACCCAGCGGGUUGGGUUUGAAUUUUUCAAACCCAGUGAGUUAUACCCCGAGGUUUUUUCACGGAUAAACCCAUGGGUUUGGAUAUGGCAAAACCCGACCCAACCCCGACCCAUUGCCAUUCUUAGGUAGAGCACACAUCAAUGGCACCUCAACAUGUUUAGAAUUUCAACAAACCAAAAUUUUCAUGAUAACCAAAGGACAUAGGCUUUGAGAAUUAUAUUCGAGAAAAUGAGAAUUAUCCCUCCUAUUUUGUUUCGUACCAUUGGUACCCUACUCAGUUCAUUUUCAACCUUUCAAACCUAAUUUCAGACCUCAUAGGCAAUGUUUAUCAUGAAAGAUGAAACUCAUACACAAUUUUCAACAUUUCCAAGCCUUCACCAACUGAAAUUUCGUAAUCACCGGAAUAAUUGAAUAGCUUCUGUCUUUUAGUACUUUUUUUUUUUGUUUAGACUCAAUACAAUUUGUUUGAGACAUAGCUAUCAAGUACACUAAAUAAAAUUAUGAGAGUGAUAGAACUCGAAAUACGAAAACAGAUAGUAAGAUCGACAUGACGAUACGGUCAAAUCGAUCCAAAUCGCACCGCACCGCAUAAUUUCCAUCAACAUGAAUCUUAACCAGUCACUACGUACUACCUUUCCUCUCGUCUAACUUUUCAAAAACAAAUUGCAUUCUUUGUUUGACCUUUACACGACUACCAACCACGACUCUUCCCAUUAAAACUCACAACCCAUUUCCAAGCAAUUCUUCCAUCCUCUCUCUCUCUACUUAAACAACCACCAAAACUUUUGGCCAUCAUUAUUCGUUCAGAGAAAUUAAGAACUCGUUCCUCUUCCUCCUAGAGUUCACCCAUCUUUGUACCGCUCUCUCGUCCAGACACGUUUAACUUUAUUCGAGCCGUGUACGAUGGGGAACAGCCUAGGAUCCAAACACAGAAGGGCCAAAGUGAUGAAGCUCGACGGCGAGACCUUCAAGCUGAAAACCCCGGUUCGAGCCGGCGACGUCCUCAAGGACCACCCGCCGGGCCACUGCCUCCUCGAGUCCGAGUCGGUCAAGCACUUCGGCUCCCGGGCCAAACCGCUCGAACCGGACCAGAACCUGCUCCCCAAGCGGCUCUACUUCCUCGUUGAGCUUCCCAAAACUGGGCCCGCCACGUCCGUGGGCCGGGCCGCGAACCCGAGGAGGGUUUGGUCGGGCCCAAUGAACCUCACCGCCAGGGACAGGCUCGAGAACCUGAAGCUCGCCAGGAGGUCGGCCUCCGACCUCUCGGCGCUGAUGACGCCCGCGGCGGUGGCCGGCAGCGUCACCGUGGCGGACGGAGGCGCCGGGGAGGAAGCUGGGACGGUGAGGGUGAAGGUGAGGCUGCCGAGGGCGGAGGUGGAGAGGCUGAUGAGGGAGAGUAAGGACGGGGAUGAAGCCGCGGCGAGGAUUAUGGAUCUUUGUGCUGGUGGUGGACGGAGUGGUGAAGUUGGCGGCGGCAGAGGAGAAGGGAGCAGCAGCGGCGGCGGCGGGGGGAGCAGUGCUCGACGACGUGACGGCGUGAUGAAGAAACGGGUGAGUUUCUUGCCGAUCAAUGAAGCAGAGAUGCAGAUAGCCGUGGCCUCCUACUAGCUAGCGAGCUAGUUACAUUAAUAAUGGAUGAUUAAGUCGAUCGAAGAUGCAUUUGUUUGUAAUAAUUACGCAAAGAAAAUGUGGCCACUAAUUAAUUUACAGUAAGCAAUUAAGUAGUCUCUCAAUUUUUUCCAGCCUUCGAACUCUCAUGGGAACCAAAGCAUGCAUGUAAUGUAAGUUCCCUUUGCUUGUCUCCGAUGGUUUAGGUUUUUGUGUAUAUAGGCCAGAUUGUAUAGAGAUACAGCAAAGCGGUCCCGUUUUGGGGUCUCUUGAGAGUUAUGAAAGAGCUUCUUUUUUUGUGAGAGAUAUGUAUGCAUUAUUGCAUUGUAGCCCUACUUCUACAUGUAUUGUAAUUUGAGAUUUACAUAUAUAUAUAUUCUUUCUAGGGUUAAUGAAUCUUAUUAGUCUAC